AUGAUGAAAAAUCAUAUAUCAUCGCCUAUAAAUUUGAAUAUGCAUCUUUAUAAACGACAACAAAACACAACUUCAACAAAUAAUACCACUUUCAUCAUAAUGAUGAUAGUCGUCGCAGCAAUACUUGGAUUAAUUUUAAUUUUUAUAAUUCUUUAUCGACAAAGAAGAAACCGAAGUCGUAUUUCAGACCCAAGACUGAAGCCUUUGCAACUUGUUCAAAACGAACCUUUAUUGAGACAAGGAAAAGACGGUAAUAAUAAAAGCGAUAAGUUUAAAAAGGAUAACCGUCAUAGUCAUCCGGCUACCAAGUCUACAGCCGCAACGGAAGUUAGAAAAUAUGAAGUGAGAUUAAGUAUGCCAGCGGAAUUGGCCAAACCUAUGAAAGAAUAUUAUCAAUUUGAACCAAAAGUGUAA
Molecule: messenger RNA, 414 nt
Organism: Cetraspora pellucida
Lineage: Eukaryota; Fungi; Glomeromycota; Glomeromycetes; Diversisporales; Gigasporaceae
Source: the annotation of a GenBank genome assembly